CGUAUCCCUCCACUGUGUUAUCAUGUGCCGCGGGGCGGUUUCUCAUCCAUCGCCCUGAAUCACUUAAAACUGUUUCUGUGGCUGGGCAGAGAGUGACAGCGGAUAAUAGGCCACAUGAAGUAUGGCUGCGCAAUUGUGGUGGCUAUUACGCACAGAGUUUCAAGUAACAUCAACCGCACUGACGCAUAAAUCUUUCCAGAAAUUACUGAUUAUUUAAUGAGUAAAAAUGCACCGUUGAAAUUAAAAUUCAUGACAUGCCCUUCAGUAAUUCAGUGGUCUGACAGAGUAAGAUUCCUCUGCAUCCGGUUAUAAGGAAUCUCUCCAACCCUCCUCUCGUCAGAUCAGCCUGCACAGUGACGUGUUUCCACGCAAGGUCCUCAUUAAGAGGGACGUUUGGUUUCUCUGACGCGUGUCCCGGUCGUCUGACGGUACCUGCCCCUCUCAUAAGCUUCACUAAAUCACGCGGGAGACCUCCACCAACACUUCAUCACUGUUCUUCCAGGAGGACGAGACCUCACAUUACUCCUGUAACUGUUCUCCUCACCGCCUCCCGUGUCAGGUGCCCCAGCACAUGCCCCUGGAAAUACUUGCGGUGUCCAUGCCUGCCUGUUCCUAGCGGAAGCCCGUUGCGACAAUGGCCAUCCACGUAGAGGGGCUUGUGGCUAUUGCGGUCUUCUACUUACUAAUCCUGUUCGUGGGCAUCUGGGCGGCAUGGAAGAACAAGCACUCCGGGGAGGCGGAGGGCACCGACCGCAGCGAAAUCAUCAUGGUCGGAGGGAGAGACAUUGGUUUAUUUGUCGGUGGAUUCACCAUGACAGCGACCUGGGUUGGAGGAGGGUACAUCAAUGGCACAGCUGAGUAUGUGUAUAUGCCAGAAUAUGGCUUAGUCUGGGCUCAGGCUCCUUUUGGCUAUGCUCUGAGUCUGGUUUUGGGUGAGUAGUGCUGCAUGUUUCACACGUUCAAAUUAAUUUAGAGUACAGGUUAUGUCACAAUGUUGGACCCCUUCCAGCAGCUGUAUGGGAAACGCAUGGGUGGCCUCCUCUUCAUACCUGCACUCAUGGGCGAGAUCUUCUGGUCUGCUGCCAUCUUGUCUGCCCUCGGUGCCACACUGAGUGUCAUUGUGGACAUUAACAUUAAGAUGUCAGUGGUGAUCUCAGCACUCAUUGCAAUCUUUUACACCCUGGUUGGAGGACUGUACUCUGUGGCUUACACUGAUGUCGUGCAGCUCUUCUGUAUCUUUGUUGGACUGUGGAUCAGUGUCCCCUUUGCUUUGGUCAACCCUGCGGUGUCAGACAUCACUGUAACAGCAGUGAAGCAGGUGUACCAGGCACCUUGGAUUGGCAGUAUCCACAAGAGCUACACCUGGGUCUGGAUCGACAACCUCUGUCUCCUGAUGCUUGGAGGAAUUCCCUGGCAGGUGUAUUUCCAGAGAGUUCUCUCUGCCUCCUCGGCUACCUACGCCCAGGUCCUCUCCUUUCUGGCUGCUUUUGGGUGCCUCGUCAUGGCUGUGCCCUCUGUUCUCAUUGGAGCCAUUGGGGCCUCCACAGACUGGAACCAGACAACUUAUGGUGCCAUUCCUCCUAGAGAGAAGAAUCAAACCGACAUGAUUCUACCCAUCGUGCUCCAGCACCUUUGCCCACCCUUUGUCUCUUUUUUUGGCCUGGGUGCAGUGUCUGCAGCAGUCAUGUCAUCAGCAGACUCUUCCAUCCUUUCAGCAAGUUCUAUGUUUGCAAGAAACAUCUACCAGCUCACCUUUCGACAGUCUGCGUCUGACCGUGAGAUUGUGUGGGUGAUGCGUAUUACUAUCUUUGUAUUCGGUGGCCUUGCAACAUUGAUGGCGCUGGUAACUGGGACAGUUUAUGGCCUCUGGUACCUGAGCUCAGACCUUGUUUAUGUCAUUAUCUUCCCCCAGUUGCUCAGUGUGCUAUUUGUCAAAGGUACAAACACAUAUGGGUCAGUGGCUGCCUACCUCUUUGGCCUGGUGCUACGUAUAGGUGGAGGUGAACCUUACCUGCAAUUGCCUCCUUUCAUUUAUUACCCUGGCUGGACCACUGAGAAGAGAAUGCAUCACAUGACUGGAGAAAUGGAGGAAGUGGUUAUUCAGAAAUUCCCCUUUAAGACCGUCUCUAUGCUUGCCUCCUUUCUGGGUAACGCUGUGUUCUCCUACCUGGCCAAGUACCUGUUUGAGAGCGGCAAGAUUUCACACAAAUAUGACUUUCUCAAUGCAGUGGUGUCCAAGCACAGUGGAGAGAUUAUGGACAGGACAACACUUGUAACUCGUGGCAACAACAUCGGAUUAUCAGAGAUUGCGUCUGUCAAACCACGGCUGAGUGUGACCUUAGCGGCUACUUUUGUGCGCCGUGACACACUGCCAACAGAAACGGUGGAGGAGGAAGAUUCCAGCCCUGACUCUUCCCAGCACGAUGAAGAAUGACAAUCUCAGGAUGUGAAUAAAACGACACAUAAACCGUGGGAAAACUGUGUCAAAUAUACUUCAAAAGAACAAGAUAUACAAGAGACAUAAAGCAAAUGUUGUCAUUUAUGACUACAAAGUACCACUUCACGCCUGUGGUGUUUGGAUACGAGCCACAUGUCAGGAUGUAGCUUUAUAGUGUAGCAGCUUGCUGUUUGUCCAGACAUGAAGCUGCCUGUCUGUCUGCAACAUAUCACUACAGUACAUACAUAUGUUCAUACAUAUAGAUAGUACUUAAAGGUAGUUGGGUGUUCUGUAUUUUCAUCAUUUUUGUAAAACUAACUCGGAGAUAAAGAAAACUCAUAGCUCCUUUUCAGACAUGGGAUAUGUCAUUUCUAGCUUCAUCAGUCUCAUACAGCAACAGCUUUCUGUCUUUUCAGACAUAGGUCACGUUUACAUUAAUGUUCCUCACAGCUUCAUUCAGACAUACCCAUGACUGUGACAGAGAGAGCCACUGUACACAUGCAAUAUUUGUGCUCAUUGAAAGACUGGACAGUAUAUUAAGUGACGUUUAAUAUGUGAGGCCAGAGUUUUCUAACUACAACAGAAUUUAUUUAUUUAUUUUUUGCUCAUGUUAUUGCUGUUUAGAGGGUUCUCCAAAACAUUGUGUUUUUAGUGAGCGAAGCAACUCACCAAGACACAUGAGACACCUAGACUGUUGUUUCUGGUAAACCUGCUCUACAUAACAACAUCCUACGUCAGUGUGCCGUAACCGUGUGUGUGCCAAUCUGGUAAUGCAGCUGCAUGGAGUUUAUACUUGUGGUCUAUUGAAGUGAUACCUAAAUAUUACUAGGUUCAUCCCAUUGAGUGUAUAAAUGAUGGAGAGGCUAAGAUCUCCCAGAAGUGAUGCCACCAAAACUCAAUCGCCCCCUGGUGGCGCCCGCCUCCUCUAUGUUAGCGGAUGGGACAUACGCCACACCAAAAACUCAAAAGUACAAAUCAAAUAUAUUUUUCCCACUUCUGUAGAUAUUAUCACACUGAUGUAUGUGCCAGUGUUCAUUUUUCUGGUACAAUUGCUUUUAAUAACUUAUCUGAUGAUAUAAAAAGAAGUGUGUUUCAGUGGAUUUGAUGGCUUGGAUGGUGGUCCGAUGAUGUCACUCCACUUCUGGACACCACUGCACAGAAUCAGGUUGCAAAAAACCAAGAUGGCAGCUGCCGUAUUCAAGAUAUUUUGGCUUCAUUUUUGCAUAUUGGAGGGAAGUAGUGAUGCCAUGUCCAUCGUAUAUAUAUUUUUCACUUGUUCAACCUAGUAAGAUUGCUGUUGUGUUGUGACUUUCAUGGAAAAGUGGCCAGGGUGCUCACUGAGACAUGAGGCUGACACAAUCAGAUGUCAGAUUAAUGGAAAUGAGUGCAUGUCAAGCAUUUUCCAAUUGCAGAUGAGUGGGGUAAGAGAUGUUGCAUACAAUUCAUUCAGAGGUUAAAUAGGAACAUAGCCAAUCAGAAAUAUGACAUGGAGCAAAGGAGAUUUAUAAAAAAUGAUUGACAGCACAAAUGUAGUUUGGAAGGAGGGUAUACAAUAUGUCCUAAUUAGAGAAAAGCAAUAACACUUACAAAGACUUAAACAGCUGUACAGCAAAUAUUCUAAAAAUGUACUUGAGAGUGAGAGUGGAAAUCAUAGAAAACAACAUUUUAUAGCUUUAAUGUGUAAGAUCAACCCGACAUACAGCAUGUUAUGUGUAACCUAAUUCAUUUAAAUAAUUUUGAUUGAUUAUAGAUUAAUGAACUCUGAUGUCAUAAAGUGAUAUAUGAACUAACACCCAAAAUGUGUUAUGUUUAGCUUUUACAAGCAGUCAUGUCUCUCAUCUACUGUAUGUUGUUAUUACCAAUAAAUACAUUGAGACUGUGAAUCAAGACAGAAACAACCCAGGUAUCAUGUUGUGUAGAAAAUACAGUAUACAAGCAGUGGUGAGGUUAGAGUACUUGAAACAUUAGCCAGUAUUCUCUUCAAUGUCAAAACUGUUUAAAAAUAUGAAUCAGUAUAGUUUAGUGUUAAGAUGAUCUUGUAUUCAACUGCCUUAAUGAAGCUCAUGAAAAAAGACGGCAAUGAAUAGAGGCCUGAAUAUGAAUGUAACCGCUACACUAUACAAAGUAGUGUGCUUCUACUGCUGUUUGUGUGUUUUUGUUUGUGAUUCGCAAAGUCAAACAGUAACUGUUGCAGAACAAUGUAAUGUCAGGCUCUGAUUUACAGAUCUGUUCCUUAUUUGUUGGUAACAGCAGUGUGCAGAUAAUCUUUUCUGUGUGGUGUAUGUUUGAACGCAUAAGAGGAAAAAAGAGAACAGUGCUGGUUAAAAUUAUUCAUAUAAGAUGGAAAAGAUGCUGUCUAAAUGUUUAUUUUUGAUGUCAUAAAAGAUGAAACAAUA
Monopterus albus (swamp eel) is the source of this 4833-nucleotide messenger RNA. Its product is annotated as high-affinity choline transporter 1-like. The transcript is spliced from 9 exons. NCBI's taxonomy places the organism in Eukaryota, Metazoa, Chordata, Actinopteri, Synbranchiformes, Synbranchidae. The record is from RefSeq and is a predicted model, not a curated record. Gene Ontology annotation, cellular component: perikaryon; plasma membrane; dendrite. Gene Ontology annotation, molecular function: choline:sodium symporter activity. Gene Ontology annotation, biological process: acetylcholine biosynthetic process; transmembrane transport; neuromuscular synaptic transmission.